Hippocampus zosterae (dwarf seahorse) is the source of this 7107-nucleotide messenger RNA. RefSeq names its product phospholipid-transporting ATPase ABCA1-like. The transcript is spliced from 50 exons. Bases 259 to 6903 code for a protein of 2214 amino acids. The record is from RefSeq and is a predicted model, not a curated record. Gene Ontology annotation, biological process: lipid transport; transmembrane transport. Gene Ontology annotation, cellular component: membrane; intracellular membrane-bounded organelle. Gene Ontology annotation, molecular function: ATP binding; lipid carrier activity; ABC-type transporter activity. Lineage: Eukaryota; Metazoa; Chordata; Actinopteri; Syngnathiformes; Syngnathidae.
GCACCUGUUGUUGCCAUGGAGACCCAGGUUUCCACCUGUGUGCACAUCACCGUGGCUCCCGUCACCCAAAGCCAUUUGCAUACUUUACAAGCGGAGGUAAAAGGACACGACACAGGCGGGGCCCAGCUGUGUGGGAGCCGCAAAGAAGCCACGAGACACUUUUGGAGAUGCCUUGGAAGGCCCAUCGGCCAAAGGGUUUAUUAAGUGGACUGGUUGCCAUAGAGACGCAUUGGCGGGAUAUUGCCGGGAUAAGGUGUAAUGGGUCUCCUGACGCAAUUCGCUCUGCUCCUGUGGAAGAACUUCACUCUCCGGAAGAGACAAAAGGUGCGCUUGGUUGUGGAAAUUGUUUGGCCUUUGUUCCUCUUUUUCAUUCUGGUGUCGGUGCGCUUCACCAACGAGCCGACCCACAAAGGCCAAUGCCACUAUCCGAAUAAAGCCAUGCCAUCGGCCGGGGUGCUACCUUGGAUUCAAGGUUUGGUGUGCAACGUCAACAAUCCCUGUCUGAGUCAUCCCACGCCAGGGGAGGCACCGGGACAAGUCAAUAACUUUAACAACUCAAUAAUUUCCAGGGCGCUGAUUGAGUUGCAGAACCUCCUGAUGAACAAAUCCAUCCUCGGCAAUGCCCAACGACUGGCUGACGACGUCACCCAGUGGGCCGCGAUCAUGUCGCGAGCUGACGCUCGGAACGGACAACCGGUUCAACUGAUGACUAUUCUGAGCGAUGACGAAACGUUUUCGGCGCAUUUGGCAAAUAAUUUGUCAGUACCGCUUCCGGUGGUCGAGAGCCUCAUGGCUGCCAACAUUUCUGUCAACUCGAUCCCAGUCCCUGCGCCUGGUCGCCUUGGGAGCUUCAUGUGUGAUGACAAAGACCUGUACCGCUACAUCCACUUCCGCAGUCCGAUGGAACGUGAGGCCUUCCAGAAUGCCAGCUGCUCACUGGGCCCCCAGCAGCUCAGCGACAGCCAGCGACUGCUCCUGCAAAACCUGGACCCGAACAAAGUUUUGGCUCAGCUGCCGUCAGCUUUGGAUUUGGAUGCCGUUGACGUGACGGCGCUGCUUGCAAGAACAACGGCGAACGCCCUCCCCGUUCUACAGGAGGUGAGCCGUUUGCAGGACUCCAUGAUCCUUGCCUGGUCGCUGGAUUUCCAGGGGGACAUGAUUGGCAGCAUCAAUAUGCUUCUCUGCGGAAAGCAGCUUGACUCCAAUUCCACCAACGUGACCCUCGACUCCCUGUCGCUCAGACGAGCGGUUCGCAAGCAGUCAAUCACGAGCGACCGCAACACUUCCAGUUCUUUUUGUCAAACCUUCAUUGACACUCUGGAGGGAACCCCGGGUCUCCGUUACCUCUGGAGCACAUUCAAGCUCUUUUUCCGAGGAAAAGUCCUUUUCACACCCGAUUCCCCUGCAACACGCCUCAUCGUGAAAGAGGCUAACAACACCUUCAAUGCCUUGGCGAUGCUGAAAGAAAUGGCCGAUGCUUGGGACGAAUUGGGGCCGCGUGUUUGGGAUUUCUUUCAGAACAGCCAGCAAGUCAACUCAAUACGGAAUUUGCUGGCCAAUCCGUUGUUUGCCGCCGCCCUGGACCAACGUCUUAACGGCACUGGCUGGACUGCCGCUCUGUUGGCUAACUUCCUCUACAACGGUGCCCCCGAGGAUCGACCCGCCGGGGUCCCACCCCACGACUGGCGGGACCUUUCCAAUGCCACCACCCAGACUCUUCAGCUUCUGUCCGACUUCCUCGGCUGUUUGGACCUGAACAAGUUUGAUGGCGCUCCCAGCGAAAGCCAGCUGGUGGGCAAAGCACUGGCGCUCCUCAAGAAUGACACUUACUGGGCCGGCAUCGUGUUUGUCAACCUGCUGCCCAACGCCAGCCAAGUCCCUCCUCACGUCUACUACAAGAUACGCAUGGACGUCGAGGAGGUGGAGCGCACCAACAAAAAAAAGGAACGGUCAUGGUCUCCGGGGGCCCGAGACAACUCUUUUAACGACCUGCGUUAUAUACGAGGAGGCUUCGCCUACCUGCAGGACAUGAUCGACCACGGCAUCGUACGAACGCAAACAUCCACCACCCAACCCUUCGGCGUUUUUGCUCAGCAAAUGCCGUACCCUUGCUACGUGGAUGACAUCUUUACCCGAGGCCUCGCCGGAAUGCUCCCCAUGUUCCUGGUCCUGGCUUUUAUGUACACCACGUGCAUGACCAUCAAAGACCUGGUUUUGGAGAAGGAGCUGCGGCUUAAGGAGGUUCUGCGAGCAGUGGGCGUGCGCGACAGCGCCCUUUGGCUGGCGAGAUUCGCCGAGAACAUACUUCUGCUCGCCAUUCCGUGCGCCCUACUUAGUGUCCUGGUUAAGUACGGCAAAGUGCUGCAGUACAGUGACCCCACAGUCAUCUUUGUCUUCCUGUUGGUGUUCUGCCUGACCACCGUCACCCAGUGCUUCUUCAUCAGCGUCUUCUUCUCCAAGGCCAACUUGGCGGCGGCGUGCGGCGGACUCAUCUACUUUGUCCUCUACCUGCCGCACCUCCUUUGCUACGCCUGGAGGGAUGUCCUGGGUUUCGGAGUCAAGGUUGCCGUGAGUUUAUUGUCCUGCGUGGCGUUCGGUUUUGGCUGCGAGAGCUUCUCCAAAUACGAGGAGCAAGGUGUUGGCAUCCAGUGGUCCAACAUGAGCCAGAGUCCCGACGAGGGCGAGCGCUACACCUUCCUCGUAUCCAUCGCCAUGAUGCUGUUUGACGCCGGCCUCUACUGGACACUCACUUGGUACAUCGAAAACGUCUUCCCAGGCCAGUAUGGGAUUCCCAAGCCAUGGUACUUCCCAUUCACGGCAUCUUACUGGUGUGGCAGGCCCUCCGUGCUUGGCGACCAUUUACAAAAGGACGCCUCCGGCUGCUUGCACGAUGAUUACCUGGAAAAAUCGGACCCCAAUCUAAAAGUUGGGGUGUCAGUACGCAACCUGGUCAAAAUCUACAAGACUGGAAAAAAGCUGGCAGUGGACGGGCUGAGUAUCGACUUUUACGAGAACCACAUUACCUCCUUCCUGGGCCACAACGGAGCCGGAAAAACCACCACCAUGUCAAUUUUGACGGGGCUCUUCCCGCCCACGUCGGGCACGGCCGUCAUCAACGGCUAUGACAUCCGCACGGACGUGGAUGGCGCCCGGCGGCACUUGGGCAUGUGCCCCCAGCACAACGUCCUCUUCAAUGAGCUAACCGUGGAGCAGCACAUCUACUUCUACGGCCGUCUGAAGGGACGCAGUCGCGCCGAGGUGGACGCCGAGAUGGAGCAGAUGAUCCGGGACGUCGGCCUGCCACACAAGAGACGAGACCUGGCCAAGAACCUGUCAGGCGGUAUGCAGAGGAAGCUGUCGGUGGCCAUCGCCUUUGUCGGAGGAUCAAAAGUUGUGAUCUUAGACGAGCCCACAGCGGGGGUGGACCCUUACGCCCGCAGGGGGAUCUGGGAGCUGCUCCUCAAAUACAAACAAGGCCGCACCAUCAUCCUGUCCACGCACCACAUGGACGAGGCGGACAUCUUGGGCGACCGUAUCGCCAUCAUUGCCCACGGCAGGAUGCGAUGCUGCGGCUCAUCCCUGUUUCUGAAGAAACGCUUCGGCACAGGCUACUACCUCACCCUGGUCAAGGAGCGGGAACGUCCUUCAAGAAGAGGCGGCGCCCACGACCACGCCGCCAUCGGGAGUCGAACCUACAGCGGAGUCGAUCCUGCAGAUUUGACAGCGCUGGGUCAGCUGGUGCGUCGUCACGUUCCGCAGGCGCUGUUCUUGGAGCAUAUCGGCCAGGAGCUCACUUUUGUUCUGCCCUACGACGGCGCCCAUGACGGCACAUUUGCUCGGCUCUUCCAGGAGUUGGACCUGGCCAUAGCUGACCUGGGUUUGACUAGCUAUGGCAUCUCUGACACCACGCUGGAAGAGAUUUUUUUGAAGGUAGCUGAAGACACAGGAGUCGAUACAGCAGACAUUUCAACAACGAAGCGGAAUAGCGUCUCAGCUACCGCCGUCUACCCCGAAACGGAAAAGGAGGCGAGCGGUGACAUGGAAAUGUUUGCCAGUCAAGUGGAAGGUUUACAGAGGGACGAUACCAGGGUCAGCGGGAGGGGCUCGACGGUCCUCGGCGGAUGGGAGCUGAUCAGGAGACAGUUCUUGGCUCUCUUCAUCAAGCGUUUCCACCACGCCCGGAGGAGCCGCAAGGGACUCAUUGCCCAGGUGGUCUUGCCCGCUGUUUUUGUGUGCCUCUCUCUGAUCUUCUCACUCAUCGUUCCGCCAUUCUCCGAAUACCCCAGUCUGGAACUGCAACCAUGGAUGUAUGGCGCGUCUCAGACCACCUUCUUCAGUAAUGACGCACCAGGAAACGCAGAGGUGUCAGAAGUGGUGGAAACCCUGGUGAACGAUCCCGGCUUUGGAACACGUUGCAUGAAUGGCGACCCAAUCCCGGGGUUACCUUGUGUCUCCCGCAUCUCCCAUUGGCUCACGCCAUCUGUGGACCAGUCGGUGGCCGAUGUCUUUCUGGAGGGCAACUGGAGCAUGUCCAACCCUUCCCCUUCUUGCCAGUGCAGCACUCCUCAACACCAAAUCAUGCUGCCCGACUGUCCGCCCGCUGCAGGAGGGCUCCCGCCUCCUCAGAGAAUCCAGAACACAACCGAUACCCUCCUGGAUUUAACGGGACGAAACGUGACCGACUUCCUGGUCAAGACUUUUGAGCAGUCCGGCAAAACCAGGUACGGCGGGAUCUCUGUUGGAGCCGUUAACUCCCAAGUCCUCCUGAGUGAGGUAGCAAUCGAAGCCAUGUUCCAGAACCUGAAACAUAUCUUUAAUGACUCCCAGGACAACGUGACGGACAAGCUCCUCCGCACGGCCGAGACGCUGCUCAAGAGGCUGGGAACCAAACACAAUCUGAAGGUGUGGUUCUACAACCAGGCGUGGCACGGCGUGGUGUCCUUCCUCAACGUGGCCAACAACGCCAUCCUGAGGGCAGGCCUGCCGGCGGGAGCUGACGCCCGGCGCUACGGCAUCUCAGCGUCCAGUCAUCCCCUCAACUUGACCAAGGAGCAACUGUCCUUCGUGGCCUUGGCCUCGAGCUCCACCGAUGUGGUGGUGUCCAUCUGCGUCAUCUUCGCCAUGUCCUUCAUCCCCGCCAGCUUCGUCCUCUUCCUCAUCCAGGAGCGAGUGAGCAAAGCGAAGCACCUGCAAUUCGUCAGCGGCGUCAACCCGGCCGUCUACUGGUUGGCCAAUUUCGCCUGGGAUGCGUGCAACUACGCCAUUCCGUGUGUCAUCGUAGUCGUCAUCUUCCUGUGCUUCCAACAAGAGGCGUAUGUCUCCGCACCCAACCUGCCCGCUCUGGUUCUGCUGCUGCUUUUCUACGGGUGGUCGAUCACACCUAUGAUGUAUCCAGCGUCGUUCGUGUUCAGCGUGCCCAGCACCGCAUACGUGGUGCUCACCUGCAUCAACCUCUUCAUCGGCAUCAAUGGCAGUGUAGCCACCUUCAUCAUGGAGCUUUUUGACGACCGCGACGUGUCAUACAUCAAUGACAUCGUGAAACAAGUGCUCCUCAUCUUCCCUCACUUCUGCCUGGGCCGAGGAUUGAUUGACAUGGCCAAGAACCAGGCUAUGGCCAACCUCUUCAGCAACUUCGGCGACGAUCGCUUCAAGGAGCCGCUUAGCUGGGAGAUGGUGGGCAAGAAUCUGUGCGCCAUGUCCAUCCAAGGAGCUGUCAUGUUUGCCGUCACUCUUCUAAUUCAAUACAAGUUCUUCUGUAAACCCAGGUUUAUUUCAGCCAAGUCGUCAUCCGUGGAAGAAGAGGAUGUGGAUGUAGCUCGCGAACGGGAGCGGGUGUACGCCGGGAAGGCCCAGAAUGACCUUUUGAGGAUCUAUGAUUUGACAAAGGUGUAUCCGGGGAAGCGUAUCCCCGCCGUGGACCGGCUAUGUGUGGGCGUACCUACAGCUGAGUGCUUCGGCUUGCUGGGAAUCAACGGGGCCGGGAAGACGACUACCUUUAAGAUGCUGACUGGCGACAUCCCAGCUUCCAGUGGCGAGGCCUUCCUCAAUGGAUACAGCAUUAGGACGGAAAUGAGCGCUGUGCACCAGAACAUGGGCUACUGCCCCCAGUUUGAUGCCAUCAAUGACCUGCUGACAGGCCGAGAGCAUCUGGAGUUCUACGCCAGGCUACGAGGGGUUCCGGAAAAGGAGGUUGCAAUGGUGGCUGAGUGGGGCAUUCAGAAAUUGGGUCUGGUGAAGUAUGCCACCAAGCCGGCUGGCACCUACAGCGGAGGCAACAAGCGCAAACUUUCCACCGCCAUCGCCUUGAUCGGCUGUCCCCCGCUCAUCUUCCUGGACGAGCCGACCACUGGGAUGGACCCCAAAGCCCGGCGCUUCUUGUGGGACUGCAUCCUGAGCGUGGUCAAGGAGGGACGCUCUGUCAUUCUCACCUCACACAGUAUGGAGGAGUGUGAAGCGCUGUGCACACGCAUGGCCAUCAUGGUAAACGGACAUUUCAAAUGUCUUGGCAGCAUCCAGCAUCUGAAGAGCAGGUUCGGCGACGGCUACACGGUGACGGUUCGCGUGGGUGGCCACCCUCCGCUCCUGAAGCCAGUCGAGGACUUUGUGGAGCAGACGUUCCCCGGAAGUGUCCUGAAGGAGAAGCACCACAACACCCUUCAAUACCAGAUGCCGGCUGGCCAAGGGGCACUGGCGCACAUCUUCCGACAAUUCACCGACCAGCGGAGCACACUGUGUGUGGAUGACUACUCCGUGUCGCAGACCACCCUAGACCAGGUCUUUGUGAAUUUUGCGAGCCGGCAGCAUGGUGAGGACGACCCUCAGAGCUACGAUAACUCGGUGGACACCUCCGACGAGCUCCCGAUGCAGUCGCCUAAGACGUCCCCGGGGUCCUACAAGGUCUAGCGCCCCGUAAAUCAAAAAAAAAAAAAACUUGCACAUUGCACAGAACUGCGGAUCAACCAUAUCGUUAUUUAUGUUUACAUAUAAAUCUGUACUGCAUUUUAUUGUCUAUCUUGAAUCUACUUCCUGACUAUCGCUUGAUUAAACUUGAAUUUGCAAAAAAACAAAAACAUUCUGUUGGCUAGUGUAAUAAAGGAUGCCAGCACA